AUGACAGAGAAGUCGGCUGACCGAGGCUAUUGGAAAGAGAAUGAGCAACGCCGACGGCGCAAAAGCAAAGCACAGUUCUUUGAGAUGAUUCAAGAAAUAAGACGUGUUCAGAAAGCUGAGAAGGACGACGUUCUUCCCAUUGCCAAUACAACCUUAGUCUCUACUGAAUCUAAGCCUACGAGUCAGAGCGCCACCACCACCACUUUGGCGCCUCUCCCUGUUCAUGCCCAGUGCCCACUUCCCAGUGAUAACCUUAAACAGUAUCCACACUCUAGUAUAAAUCCUUUAGUUCAGUGUGUUGCAACCACCAUAAAACCCCCUGCCCAGUUUUCACAGCCUCCCAUCAGCCCUUUUUCCAAAUACAACCUUCAGCCUGCUUCAUCUCCCUUUGCCUCCAUUACCACUGACUACUUGGCGGGACUUGACCCGCAUGAGGACUCGGAGAGCGUCAUUGUGUUCAACCGAUCGUUGCCACCACAGAGCACAGAAUCAGAGGAAGGUAAUGCCCAUGCAUGUUGGGAGGAGGACAAGGACCAUGACUCAGGCUCAGGAAUCCUAAUCCUACGAGUAAGUGAGCCAGAGGAAACUUUGGAACCCAACAACCGAAAUCAGCAAUUGGAGGAUACCCAAGCUCAACAGACGUCCUCAGCGUCUUGCAAGAUAUGUUCUAGUACAGGCCAAGAUGAAAAUGAAAGUUCGCAUCGGAAAGGCUCUGGUGGAUGUCUUAAUUGUUUGCAGCGACAGGACAGCAUAUGCCGGGGUCAGAAUCGUAAGAUAAACGAUGGUGGAUGUUUUCCUUGCAGUGGCACAUCCAGCGGCCGAGAGAGUAUACAUAGUGACCCAAGAGUGCUUGCAAGAUGUGGAGCUGUGAAUGGUCUGCACCACCGUGGAAGUGCUCUCACUUCAGAUUAUCAAGUUACUACCCCUCCCCUUCUGACCACCAGCCCCCUGCUGCCUCCAUCUGGAGACACUCUGGGCACGCCAGGUGAAGAUGACAGUCAUAUUUGCUGGGCAAGCAGGUCACUGGAUGACUUUGAGGCAGAAACGUCAAGGGAGAUGAGAUUUGAGGGUGUACGACUAGUGCCACUGUCCCAGCAGGCAGCGCUCAAGACAUCUGGUUCACUUCAGCUGGUCGCUGCAUUGUCACCAGGCCGGGAAAGGGUUAGUUCUCAUCACCUCCGCCAUGUGACCAAGGCAGACCUCUGGCGUCUUUGGCAGGACUCCGAGAGACAACUAAGAUUAAGACUCCGACAGGCUGAGGCCCAGAGAGACGAUCUUAUAUUUAUCGCCUAGCGCCACAAGAUUGCCAAGAGAGUGCCAAAGAGAGUUAUACUGUACCAGAGGAAUUUCCCUCAAGUGAGAGUAGGUCAUCCUUGAGACACGAUGAGAAGGACAUAGCUCGGAAACACAUUAUACAUGAAGCAGAACCGAUACUUCACAGUGUCGCCGAAAAAUGUGAAGAAGACGAAAGGUUAAAUAUCCACCGUAUGAGACUGACAGAACAGAAUACAAGAUUGAGACCAUGCGACGAAGGCAGGAAGAAAAAUACUAAGGGAGUGGAUAUAUCAUUUACACCUAAAAGUCG
Molecule: messenger RNA, 1585 nt
Organism: Penaeus vannamei (Pacific white shrimp)
Lineage: Eukaryota; Metazoa; Arthropoda; Malacostraca; Decapoda; Penaeidae
Source: RefSeq, a predicted model, not a curated record